This is a messenger RNA of Mangifera indica (mango), 834 nucleotides long. RefSeq lists its product as uncharacterized. Lineage: Eukaryota; Viridiplantae; Streptophyta; Magnoliopsida; Sapindales; Anacardiaceae. Bases 310 to 660 code for a protein of 116 amino acids. The transcript is spliced from 2 exons. The record is from RefSeq and is a predicted model, not a curated record.
CAAAAGAGCAAGUCACUCAGCCAUCUGGAUUACGCUGAGGUCUACCUCACCGGAAUAUACCAGGCCACACAUCAAUCAUUUUCCGAAAACUAUAAGUACUUAUCCUUCUUCAGAUUUCGUGCCCUAAAUUCGUUUUCAAAUCCGGAAUUCUCCUUCGAUAGCCGUAAUAGCCAUGCUCAUCGAACUCUCGGCUCUUCUAUUUCAUACUUCUCUCUCAUUUUGCCUCUCAUUCUCUCACAAUACUCACGCUCGAUUUCAUGUUAAUUAUAAUAAUUUGUUGUAUUGUUGCUGUAGCUGCGUUGUCCGCUGAUGGAUGCGGUGGAGCUUGAAUAUCCGGUGGAUGUUCCGAAAUUCAUAGGAUCUGAUGGUUUCGGCAGAGCUAGUGUUACAGUCAACGAGGUCGUCGCUUGCGAGUCGAACACUCGCGGUGUUUCGAUUAUUGCGAAGUCUUCGAUUGAACGAUGUAGUACUUUUCUUAGACAAAAAGAGAAAAGUCAAAUUGUGAAACAAAAGAGCAAUGUUAAUGGCAAGCGAAGUGAUAAGAGAAAUUUCAAAAAUUCUAUGAAAGGCAAUUAUGAUUCCUUAUUUGUGAAGGCUGGUUUGGUGAGCUUCUGUUCAGCUGCUGGAGGGAACAGCUUUUUUGGUAUGAGAUUAAUGUAGAAACUGUUUUUGUUAAUGUUUUGUGCAUGGAUUUGUCAACUAGUGCAUAUUGGCCAACAUAAAUAAAUGAAUAAAACAUUAAUGAAAAGGAAGCAAGAUUUAUUUAUUGCUGUGCUGCUGUAAGAUUGUGCUCUCUGCCUGCAUAAUUUAAGCAAAUAGUGGAGAUAACGCAUU